GUGGUUACCGUUGCUAUGAGGGGCCUAGCGCCUCCCCGCAACCAGACUUGCGAUGGGGAAGCAAACCAUCCCCAUCUACGCCCGGGUGAAGCCGGUGGCGCGGCGGCAGCGGGCGGGGAUUUAUUCCAUCGAAGAAGAUAGAUCCGCAUCCAGUUUAGAGAUUAUUGUGCCACGUGAUUUGGCAGAUGGAUUUGUCAAUAAUAAGCGAGAGAGUUACAAGUUCAAAUUUCAGAAAAUUUUUGAUCAGGAGACGAAACAAGAUGAAAUUUUUGAAAAUAUUGCUAAACCAGUGGCAGAAUGUGCUCUAUCAGGAUACAACGGUACUGUCUUUGCAUAUGGACAGACAGGCAGUGGCAAAACUUUUACCAUCACUGGAGGAGCAGAGCGUUAUAGUGAUCGAGGCAUCAUUCCGAGGACCCUGUCUUACAUUUUUCAGCAAUUGCAGAAGGACAGCAGCAAAGUGUACACAACCCAUGUUUCCUACUUGGAAAUCUACAAUGAGUGUGGUUAUGAUCUUUUGGACCCAAGACAUGAAGCCUCCAGAUUGGAAGACUUACCAAAAGUGACAAUAAUGGAAGACCCAGAUCAGAACAUUCAUCUGAAAAACCUGUCUCUUCAGCAAGCAACCAAUGAAGAGGAAGCACUAAACCUUCUAUUCUUGGGAGACACUAACAGAAUGAUUGCAGAGACUCCAAUGAAUCAAGCCUCAACUCGUUCCCACUGCAUUUUCACCAUUCACAUCUCCAGCAAAGAGCCAGGAUCUGCAACUGUCCGACGCUCCAAGCUACAUUUAGUUGACUUGGCUGGUUCAGAGCGUGUUGCGAAGACUGGAGUUGGAGGCCAGCUACUGACAGAAGCCAAAUAUAUCAACCUGUCAUUACAUUACUUGGAACAGGUGAUAAUUGCCCUUGCUGAGAAACAUCGAUCCCAUAUUCCCUACAGGAAUUCUAUGAUGACUUCGGUGCUAAGAGACAGCCUGGGAGGGAACUGCAUGACCACCAUGAUUGCAACACUCUCUUUAGACAAGAGAAACAUAGAUGAAUCAAUAUCAACCUGUAGAUUUGCACAGCGAGUUGCCCUUAUUAAGAAUGAAGCAGUUCUUAAUGAAGAAAUUGACCCAAGACUGAUGAUUGUCCAACUAAAGAAAGAGAUCCAGGAGUUGAAGGAUGAGCUGGCCAUGGUGACUGGGGAGCAAAGAACAGAAGAACUCACCCAAGAAGUGCUACUUCAAUUGGAUGAGCUAAUCAAAAAGUUUCUUGAAGAUACUGAUCAUGAGAGUACACUGGAUGUUGGACCUGAUAUGCGCAAGAUCAAAUACUGUUUUAAUCAUAUAAAGCAACUGAUGACUCAUACAAAGAUUCUUGAUAAAAAUCUUCUUGCACCUGACAUCACUGGAGACAAGAAUAGUUCAGUGGGGAAAGAGGAAUUUAAGAAACUGAGAGAAAUUCUUCAGCAACGAGACAAUGAAAUUAAUAUUCUAGUACACAUGUUAAAGAAAGAAAAAAAGAAAGCACAAGAUUUCCUCUUUCAGCUCAGCAUUGGCUCUAGUGAUCAUACAACCCUGGAGAGUUCUUCUGUAAGCUUGGAGGAAGGUGAGAGAAUAUCUACCUGUGAUAAUGUAAAAGAGGCAAAAGAUUUCAACCCUUCAAUACACAGAGCUUCUUUUCUUCUCAGGCGAACAGAUGGAUCAGGAGAGAUGUCACUUGGACGUCAGGAGGCUUUUGAAAUUUUCCAGAGGGAUUAUGCUGAUAAUGUGACCAUUGAGGACAACAAACACCUUCUUAAACAGAGGUUUGCUGAAGCAAAAUCCCUGGGAGAAAAAGUAAAUGAAGUAAGAAAUAAAAUAAACCAUCUGAAAGAAGAGAUAACCCAGCGCCACAUGCAAAGGGCAGCUCUAGGUGUUGCCAGCCCUUCUGAAGAGCUGAAUAAGUCUGAUCCAGUGGAAGAGAAACUUCGAGCACAACUUGAAGAUGAGAAAAAAAGUUAUAAAACCAUGUUCAAUCGUUUGAAAGGGCUGAAGAUAGAGAUUGAACACUUGCAGCUUCUUAUGGAAAAAGCCAAGGUGAAACUGCAAAAAGACUUUGAAAUCUGGUGGUCUGAGGAAGCAAGGAGUCUGCAGGAACAACUGGGAACACCACACUUGAGUAAUUCACCAAGUGCCUUGACAACUUCUCCCCAGUGUUUUGAAUCCCAGCAUCAACUGUAUAACAACAGGUUCUCAGAAAGCAGGAGAGCCAAUCCCAAUGAAUAUCCUACUGGAGAAAACAGCAUGAGCAACCUGAGUGACUCAGCUUCACAAAUAAGGCUUGGGGAUCAAGUAAAAUUCAUCUUAAUGUCCAAUAUUUCUGCUUUAGAAAUAGUCAAAAGACCUCCCUUCUGCCCCAUUUUUGUAUAUUUAAGAACUGCUCAAAAUUGAGUGCUUAGGACCUGCAACAUAAUUGACUGAAUAACAAAUGACUCAUGGAUGAAAACAAAAUCCAACCCUGUAAGGAAUGUUGUUGAAUUUGUGCAGUCAACAUCUUCAGCAUGAGCAAAGUUCAAGCAAGACUGAAAUGACUAAACUUUGUUUAUUUGGAAUUUGACAGUCAUAUUGUAAAGGUCAUAAUUACCUAAAAAUCUGUAUAACACUUUUCCAUAUCAGCAAUAAGUGAACCAUUUCUUUGUCGCCGAUCUCUUUUCUUCAUUUGAUGAACUGUACAAUGGAAACUUAAGGAAGAAGUCAUGUGAAAUUCAGCAGUUUUGUCUUCAUGUGUUUGCCUGAGCCAUUGCUGGUUUUGGUUCUGAUAGGAUCGAGAGUAGUUGUAUACAAAAACAGUAAGUAUUUGGUUUAUAAAAUGUAGGACCUUUGCUGAUGCCAACAAUGCAUUAUUGAUUUUUGUUUUUUGAGAAAACGCAGUUUUUAUGCCUCAAAUUGUGAGAUUGUGUUACAAUAUGAAAAAUGAUCUCUUUAGCAUUGUGACAUUUCAGAAAUUAAAGGUUUCAGAAAAAUGAGGUUUUCACUUAAAUACAUCAGAUUAAAUGUGACAUUCCCCCAAAUGUCCAGACUUGAACAAACAGCAGCGACAUUUCACAGAUUUACAGUGAAACUGAAAUACUUUUUGCAAAAUGCAAAUUAAAUAUGAAAAUGUAAAUGCAGGUUCAUGUGUUCUUGCAAAUAUUUUAUAUAGCUCUCUACACACUUUGUGUUAUCUUCUUCACAACUCCCAGUCUCAGUUCAAGAGUGAGAUUCAGGCAAGUAGAAAUAUUUAAAGUACACAUCUAAUUCUCCAAGAUGUACAUGAAAUCACUCUAUUUCAUGAUAGAGCUAAACUUGCACUGCUGAAAUCUGAAGAUGGUUGGUUAUUCAGAUACAAAUACAGAUAACCUGAUUGCCAAGAGCCCUGUAUUCUUAGAAUGUUUUCCUCAAUUUGUUGGAAUUAAAUUUUGUAGCAAAUUGAAAGUUAUGCCACAGCAUUCGCGGGAUUGGAAAAUACUUGGAGCUAAAGGUUUUCACUAAACUGGCAAUUAAAAUGCAGUCAAUAAGGUAGUUUUUAAUUUUAAAAGUACUGAGUUUCUCUGUAUUUCAGUUUACUCUAAAAAUCACCCCAGGGUCAAAAUAAAUCAAUACAUUUUGCACAG
This is a messenger RNA of Gavialis gangeticus (Gharial), 3618 nucleotides long. It is a transcript of the gene KIF6, whose product is annotated as kinesin family member 6. The transcript is spliced from 21 exons. Gene Ontology annotation, biological process: microtubule-based movement. Lineage: Eukaryota; Metazoa; Chordata; Crocodylia; Gavialidae. Gene Ontology annotation, molecular function: ATP binding; microtubule binding; microtubule motor activity. The coding region runs from base 53 to 2416 and encodes 787 amino acids. The record is from RefSeq and is a predicted model, not a curated record.